Tarenaya hassleriana is the source of this 1234-nucleotide messenger RNA. Its product is annotated as ER membrane protein complex subunit 10-like. Lineage: Eukaryota; Viridiplantae; Streptophyta; Magnoliopsida; Brassicales; Cleomaceae. The transcript is spliced from 8 exons. The record is from RefSeq and is a predicted model, not a curated record. The coding region runs from base 54 to 974 and encodes 306 amino acids.
UUUGGAUCCGCCAGUCUGCUGCUAAUGGUGCUGUUCUUGCCGAUCUAAGAGAGAUGGCUACAAUGGCGAAACCCACCAUCCUCUUCUUCUUUGGCUGUUUCCUUUUCUCCACCUCCAUAGCUUUCCAAUCAGACGAGCUUCUUCUCGAUGACGACGAGUUCGGUCUCGAAGGAGCGAAACCCCGCUCCGCCGAGCCCCUCCACACCACUUCUCCGACGCCGCCGCCGACCCAGGCUCCGACCAUCCGGAGGAGGUUUUCCGAUUCCGAUUCGGACUCCAAGAUCCAGUUCACUCUCGAACAUGCUUUCGGUGACUCCGAUUUCUCUCCUGCCGGCACAUUCUCCGCGCGUCUCAAGACCUGGAGCCAUGGCGGCCAGACAUUAACAAAGCUGCGAUUCUCAAGGAAUGGUCUUUCUGAUGAAGAUAAAGAUAAAUUUAAUAAUCUGCUGAAAGGAGAUGACUUCUAUAGAAUAAGGCUUCCAUCUAAUGUGUUGAGUGCACCUGGAAGAGAGUAUGUGAUUGCAUCAGUCAAAGCUAGAUGUCUUGCACGGGAUGGUUUGGAUGAGCAUAUCGUUAUACACAUGGACGGUGUGAACAUCCUGGCAGUCAAUUAUGGUUCUCCUGGAGCAUGCCCUUAUCCCCGACAGUUGAAAUUUCCGUCGAAAUGGUCUUUCAACUCCCAUACUAUUUUGAAGAGCAGUGAGCAGGCACCAAGAACUCCAAUUUUCACCGAGGAAAUUCUAGGCGGUGAGAAAGUGGAGGGUGAAGCCGAACUGCCACCAGAGAGAUCGUUUUGGGCAAAAUACUGGAUGUACGUGAUCCCUCUCGGGCUGAUAGUGAUGAACGCUGUAACACAAGCCAUGAACAUGGCGGAAGAACCGGCGGGUGGACAGGCAGGAGGAGGGCCUCAAGGGCAACAGUCUGCAGCUGCCAUUCAACGAGGAUCCUCUAGUUCCGCUGUUAGGAGAAGAUGAUUCGGAUUCUCUUUCAAUCAUCAUAGCCAAUCAACGGAAAGAUGAGGUCAGAUGGAUCAUUCCUUUUUUUCCGUCUCUCUCGACAAAGAUUUCGGAGACCACGCAUUAUUAUUACAUGAUUCUGUCUAUCGAUCUGCUGGUGUUACGACUGUUGCAAAAUACUGGAUUGUAUAAUGUAAGAUGAUGGGAAAGGGAUACGAACACUCGUCCAUGUUUCCGGCUUUUAGGGUAUUGAACCGAAAGAAUUUACAUGUUUUGCU